This is a messenger RNA of Neurospora crassa OR74A, 2917 nucleotides long. RefSeq lists its product as hypothetical. The transcript is spliced from 4 exons. NCBI's taxonomy places the organism in Eukaryota, Fungi, Ascomycota, Sordariomycetes, Sordariales, Sordariaceae. The record is from RefSeq and is a predicted model, not a curated record. Bases 196 to 2427 code for a protein of 743 amino acids.
CGCUCGUCGUGCCGUGCUCGCAUUUCCUGACCGCCAACAUUUUUAGACCGGCAGUAUUUUCACGUCGCCAUCCAUCGCAGGAGACCCCUCCCCCGGCCCGCGCCAGCGCCAGUCGCCAAUCGCUCACCGACAAGCAGUCGCCAGUCUUUCUUCCUAGAUGCCCCCCGAUUGUCCAGCCGUGCAGUCUCCGGCACAAUGGGUAGACGGCCGAAUGCUCUGAUUCUGCAGUAUUUCGAGCGAGGCCCAAAGCUGCAGGACCAGAGCAAUCGUUAUCCUCAUACUUGUAAAUCAUGCGGAGAGCACUUCCCACGAGGCCGUCUCGACAGCUUGACAACCCACCUUACCAAGAAAUGUCCCGCCAUUGGCGAAGCCGACCGUGUUAAUGCCAUCUUUACCCUCUCCGGAAUGAGCCAUGCUUCCCACCGACUACAACAAACGCAGCACGCCCAGGGCCAGGUACAACAGCCCUUGCAGGUCCCGACCCAGGUCAAUGGCGUCAAUGGCUCUCCAGUGGAUCUUCCCAUGAUACAGCGCGACCUCCAGCGUGAUUGGACUGCUCUCGGAGUGCUGGCCGAGGUUUCGAGGCAGAUUGACAUGAGCGAGAAGAACGACGAUCGCGUCCCUCUACACCCAAAUGUCUCGUCGGGUACCGUACUAGGCGCCGCGACCUCACAAUCUGUCGAACACUUUGUUGUGCAGGAUCAAGGAAAUGUAGAGCAUCCACAUCAGACCGACGAGCAUACUGUUUUGGGCGAGCAACCAAAGCCCGAACCAGUUGCACCGACAGAUGAAGAACGAGUUCUCACCGCCGAAGAGAGAUUACACGAGAUACUACGGGUGGAGGAAAACGCCAAUGCCGACGCCGCCAACAUAUCGAUGGCCGCAGCUGCCGCUGCUCGACUACACCAUGGGCUUCUUGACCCUCAGCUGCUAGGGCAAGAAGCUGCCGCCGCUGCCGAGGCCGCAAGUGCGACUGCCGCUGCCGCCGCCGCAGUAGCGAGCAGUCUUUCGGCUUCCGAACAAGCCCACCAAUCCCACCAAAGUCCGCCCGAAGUGUCGCCAUCUAUCCCCGCGACUACGCCCUCCCAACCCUGGGGCGAGAUCACCUACACGGCCGAUGCUUUCCAAACAAUGCCGGCUGGCGACUCUGUUCCUCAUACAACGGCAUCGCUUACCAAAGGCGGGUUCCGUCUCGAGACAACCUCCAAAGCCCGUCAUUCGCGAGCGAGGUUCAAUGCGACAAGGAGAAAGCAGGUUCAAGAGGUGCGCAAGAUUGGCGCGUGUAUCCGCUGCAGGGUUUUGCGAAAGACUUGCUCCCCUGGAGAACCUUGCGACACAUGCCGCAAGGUCUUGUCACCGCGUGUAUGGCGUUCUGGUUGUGUACGUACCAAGUUCUCAGAGCAGCUCGAUCUGUACUCUGCUGGCGUUCAGAUCGUCCUAGCGCAAGGCAGGAUCAACACUUUCAAGCAAGCCAUGGUCCUUAGCAACCACGGUCUAGUUAUCGAAGCGUGCCACUUCCCGGAGCUUUCUUCGCAUUUGCGACUUCAGGUUUUACAGCGUGAUGGGAUCAGGGAAGCAGACGGAAAGGUGACCACGGCAGUACCGUCAGAUAAACCUUUGGAUUACCCAAUCAUCAUGGUUGACAACGACACACAAGACGUUCCUGCCCGUCUCGAGUCAUAUAUGCGUGAGGUUCUUCCAGAGCUCAUUAAGCGGGAGCCGUCCAACUUCAUGCAAGUUACACUACAAACCGCCCUCGAAAUUGCAAGCACGACCAACGACGAACUACUCAAGAAAUCUCUCGAACUCUGGGGGCUAGUGGAAAUAUUGGAUAGAGAGCGCCAAUGGACAAUUUCGGUAAAGUCCACUCUUGACGAUACCGUCAUCAGUCACAUUAAGGAGGAGACCCACGAAGAAGUUUUCACCACGAUUUGUCUGCAGCUCGCGGCGGCAGCAGAACGGAAAGCGGCUGCUACAAGCAAAACCCUUCUUACAGGCAUGCAGAGAGUGCUGCAAGACAGCAAAGUCAAGAUCGACUUCGGCAUGUACUUUGCGACCCUGAUCCUGUUGAACUGUGUCGAGAAAUCGACGUGGGCUUUCAAGGCCUGGGAACAACCCAACCUGAGGACGAUGUGGCCAUUAGAAAAGGACCCAGGAAGCUUUGCCCAGCAGGGCUAUGUCAUCGCCGAUUUGCUGCGGAUGCUCUUGACGAUCCGUAAAGCCCUCCCGCGCACAGCUCACCGAGAGGCGGAUGGCAAACUGGUGACGGAGGAACAAGAUCCUGCUAUCAAAGCGUACUUUGAAGCAAUUAGUCUCAACUUCAUCCAAAUUAAAUCAAAACAAGAGCAACCAGUAUUCUCUCCUACUGAUCCUCGAUCCUUCGAGUUCCUCUUUUCCUCGACACUGUUACUCCCAGCGACGGAAUAAGUAACUCCUAUUUGUUAAAAUGGUCAAUCAUGUCAGAAGAAUAAAUGGCAUUCAGUCAGCGUGCUCAACAUGUCGGCGCGUCUGAAGCCAUGCAGAUGACGAAUGUAUCUGGCAUUCACAUCCUUCUGCUCACCCCACGGCUUCCCUAGUACUCUCAAGCUGCUUUUACGCAGCACUUGAAAGGAAAGCAGUUCCUUUUCUAUUUUGAUACCGGCGUUACGCACACUAUCACGAAUUAGAUGUCAUGGGUGGGUGAGAUGGGAAAAGUUCUCACCCUCGGUCGGUCGGUGUUUCAUCAUCAAUUUAACAAGCUUAGAGAUGGGAAGCGGGCGGCACAGAAAUCAGGUUCGAGUGAAUCUUCAUCACAGACAUCAACGGGCAUACCUUAUGGAUGUUCUUUCUUGUUUUUACUCUGUGUGUUUUUUUUUUUUUUUUUUUUUUUUUGUUCUCGAUAAAAUCUUCACGCGGGAAUGGGAUUACGUUUUGAUAG